AUGGAAGUCACAAUUCCAAAAUGUGACAUUUUUACGUGUGAUAUUUGUGUUGAUGAGAAAUUUGCUACUAAUGAUAUGUUCAAAAUCUUAGGCUGCAAUCAUUCUUAUUGCAAAAACUGCAUUGCUAAGUACAUAUCUUCAAAGCUCCAAGAGAACAUUUCUCGAAUUUCAUGCCCCGUUACGAGUUGUAACGGGCAAAUGGAACCGCAUAAUUGCCGUUCCAUUUUGCCUAACGAUGUUUUCGUUAGGUGGGGAGAUGUGUUGUGUGAGUCUAUGAUUUUUGAGUACGAGAAAUUUUAUUGUCCGUUUAAAGAUUGUUCCGCGCUUUUUAUAAAUGAAUGCGCGGGUGUAGAAAAUAUGGUUGUUGUUAUAACUCAAUCCAAAUGCCCGGAAUGUAAGAGGUUGUUUUGUGCAAAGUGUAAAGUUCCAUGGCAUUCAGGAUUUGUGUGUGAAGAAUUUGAGAAGUUGAACAAAGAUGAAAGGGAAAUUGAAGGUUUACAACUUGUGAAACUUGUUAAGAGUGAAGAAUGGCAAAGAUGUCCAAGUUGUAGGAUGUAUGUUGGGAGGUCAGAAGGUUGUGCACAAAUGAGAUGCAGGUGUGGAUGUAACUUUUGUUACAAAUGUGGAGCUCACUCAAGUGAUCACUAUUGCAAUAGUUGUGGUACUUAG
Messenger RNA from Solanum verrucosum, 669 nucleotides. Its product is annotated as E3 ubiquitin-protein ligase RSL1-like. NCBI's taxonomy places the organism in Eukaryota, Viridiplantae, Streptophyta, Magnoliopsida, Solanales, Solanaceae. The record is from RefSeq and is a predicted model, not a curated record. The coding region runs from base 1 to 669 and encodes 222 amino acids. Gene Ontology annotation, biological process: ubiquitin-dependent protein catabolic process; protein polyubiquitination; positive regulation of proteasomal ubiquitin-dependent protein catabolic process. Gene Ontology annotation, cellular component: ubiquitin ligase complex; cytoplasm. The transcript is spliced from 2 exons. Gene Ontology annotation, molecular function: ubiquitin protein ligase activity; ubiquitin conjugating enzyme binding; zinc ion binding.